This is a messenger RNA of Uloborus diversus, 1824 nucleotides long. RefSeq names its product endonuclease/exonuclease/phosphatase family domain-containing protein 1-like. The transcript has 7 exons. Gene Ontology annotation, cellular component: plasma membrane. Gene Ontology annotation, biological process: DNA repair. The record is from RefSeq and is a predicted model, not a curated record. Bases 1 to 1824 code for a protein of 607 amino acids. Gene Ontology annotation, molecular function: DNA binding. NCBI's taxonomy places the organism in Eukaryota, Metazoa, Arthropoda, Arachnida, Araneae, Uloboridae.
AUGGGGCAGUGCAUCAGCGUCCCACAUCAUAAGUCAUCUAUGAUGCACGAAGGAUCAACCAAACGCUUUUAUCGCUCCAGAAACGGUAAUUUAAGUGCCACAUUCCAUGUCUUAGAUUCUGAUAUGAAGUGGGAUUUGAUCAACAUCAACACUGCGACAGAAGAACAGCUGAUGACACUGCCUGGAAUAAACCGAGUGACUGCCGAAAACAUCGUGGAGUACCGCCAGAGGAUUGGUGGCUUCAAACGGGUUGAAGACUUGGCUUUAGUUUCCGGCGUCGGUGCUAACAGACUGGAGCAGUUCCGAACCGAAAUCACGGUCGGACGUCGCAAAAUCAACAACAGUAGCCGUAGUUCCUCUCUUACGCAGUCUUUAGAGUCUUUGCAGACUAACGAAACUAAUGUCAAACCUUCGCCUUCAAAACUUGUGAAUGUAAAUAGUGCAAAUGUCUUUCAGUUAAUGAGUGUGACACGUAUGACUCAGGAAAUGGCAGCUAACAUAGUGCAUUACAGGGAACGUAAAGGACCCUUUAAGAGUAUAGACGAACUGUCGAAAGUCAAAGGACUUCCUCCCGAUAGAUUGGCGAUUGUAAAAAUGUAUUUAACAGUAGACUCAUCUUCAAAUGUUAUAAAUAGCUCAUCUGUGCAUAAUAAAAUGUCUCAAAACUGUUUAUACGGUAGACGUGCUAUUGGACAUUGUAGGACUAAUUCUGCACCUAGUGGAUUAGAAAAGUUACGCUCAUAUGAUCCUAGUACAAAAGACUUUUAUGAACUAGUCUCUUCUCUUAUUACACGGCCUCCUGUAAGUGAAGUUUUUAGCAAUAAUUAUCUAGGCAGGCAAGUGUUUAGGCUGGCAUCUUGGAAUCUUCAAGAUUUUGUUAUUGAAAAAGCCAAAAAUCCUGGAGUACAAGAAGUUAUGGCCAGGACUAUAUUAGAAAAUGGUUUUAGUUUAAUUGCUGUGCAAGAAGUUGCCUCCAGAGAAGCAUUGUCUUUGAUUGCAUCUGAGCUCAAUGAACCAAAAUUAUAUCCCGUUAAAAGCUGGAAGGGAGAUCGUGGUAAAUGGCAUAGCUUAGUUUCUUCACAUGUUGAUACAGACAACUCUCAUCAGAAGUCCUUUGUAAAUGGCUUUUUGUAUGAUACAAGUCGAGGACUGCAGUUGCAAGAUUCGUCUGUGUUAUACAUACCUAAGGAGAAAAUGAUGGGUGUCACAAUCAAAUGUCAACCUUUCCUUGGUUAUUUCAAAAUCAAAAACAUGGAUUUUGUUGUUGUAACAUUCAGUUUAAUUUCCGAAAGCUGUGUGGCUAAGUUACUGCCCUCACUCUUGGAACAGUUGAAGGAAAGGAUCCAAGUUUUUGAAGUUUUGUGUGGUCAAGGAUAUACUCAGUUAGUUCCUGUAGAAUCUUCUUCAGAUAAUGAAAACUGGCAGGAAGAAAGUCACAUUUGGUCAAGUUUAAAUGUUAGAAAAAUAUAUUCUGGCCGGAGCGGUGUUGUUUUGAAUGGUCUUAGUCAUUUAGCUAUACCCAACGGAUGGAAGUGGGGUGGUUCAGUGAGCAAGCAUUGCCCUGUUUGGGCUGAGGUUUUCACGGAAGAAGAUUCUAACGGUGUCAGUUCUUUACCUCUUUCAAACGGCAUCAGUAAAAUUCCAGUUCUCGGACCGGAUGUAAUUGCUGAUGCUAUCAAUGAAAAUAUUAGUACUUUAAGUGACAAAAACAAAGAAAAGUGUAAGGGCUUUUGGGAUCGUACCUGGACGUGGAGGUAUAACCAUCGACAACAUGUGACAUGUGAGAAAACAAAAGUCCUUGGUAAAGAAAAUGGUUGCCUCUGA